AUGGCUGCCCAGCUUCUCCAGCUCCUCCUCUUUCACGCCCAACUCUCGACCACAAGCGCAAACCUCACGCCGAACUACAUGUCGACCGACGCUACCUGGCUAACUAUUGCUAGCAUGGCGUCUCCUCUUCUCGAGCGACUCUUGCUCGCCCAUCCGCCAGUCAGAGCACACCCGGACCGGGGCCAUCUGCAGGCCGUGUCGACCCUGACUGGUCCGCCCCCGUGGGCCCUGCAUGCAAGGCAGCAGGCUUCGGCGCUUAAAGUCAAGUCUGUGGCUGUCAUUAGCCAACGAUUGUUGGCCAUUUCUCUGAGAUGCGUCACCAACUUCCAAGUCACCGUUGUGAGACAAGACAGCCUGGCUUGCUCCGCACCCUCCUUGUGA
This is a messenger RNA of Cordyceps militaris CM01, 381 nucleotides long. RefSeq lists its product as uncharacterized. The record is from RefSeq and is a predicted model, not a curated record. The transcript is spliced from 3 exons. NCBI's taxonomy places the organism in Eukaryota, Fungi, Ascomycota, Sordariomycetes, Hypocreales, Cordycipitaceae. Bases 1 to 381 code for a protein of 126 amino acids.